Molecule: messenger RNA, 1029 nt
Organism: Stylonychia lemnae
Lineage: Eukaryota; Ciliophora; Spirotrichea; Sporadotrichida; Oxytrichidae
Source: the annotation of a GenBank genome assembly
AUGUCAGUGGUAAGAUUAGGAAUCAAUGGAUUCGGAAGAAUCGGAAGACUCACUGCUAGAGCUGCUCUAGCUAGCAAAGAUGCCAAGAUUAUGGCUAUCAACGACCCAUUCAUGGACUUAGAUUACUUGAUCUAUCUUCUUAAAUACGACACUGUUCACGGAAGAUUCAAUGGCGAUAUUAAGAAGGUUGACGGUGGCAUUGAGGUCGAUGGUCACAAGAUUAGAGUAUAUCAAGAGAAAGAUGCCUCCCUUAUUAAGUGGGGAGAUGCUGGAGCUGACUACAUUGGUGAGUGCAGUGGUGCCUUCACCUCAAGAGAGAAAGCCUCACUCCAUCUUAAGGGUGGUGCAAAGAAAGCAAUCAUCUCAGCCCCCCCAAAGGACGAUGUUCCCAUGUUUGUUAUUGGAGUUAACCAUCACGAAUACAAGGCUGACUUGCAAGUUGUUUCAAAUGCUUCAUGCACUACCAAUUGUCUAGCCCCAGUUGCUAAAGUUAUUAAUGACAAUUUCGGCAUUGCUGAGGGUUUAAUGACAACCGUUCAUGCCGUCACUAUUAACUAAUUAACUGUUGAUGGCCCAUCAAAGGGAGGCAAAGACUGGAGAGCUGGAAGAGCUGCUGGUGCCAACAUUAUCCCAUCAACCACCGGAGCUGCCAAAGCUGUAGGUAAAGUUAUUAAGGAUCUUAAUGGAAAGUUGACUGGUAUGGCUUUCAGAGUCCCAACCACUGAUGUCUCAGUUGUUGAUCUUACCGUCAGACUUAACAAAGAUGCUUCUUAUGCUGAAAUCUGCCAAAAAAUCAAGGAAGCCUCUGAGGGAUCAAUGAAGGGAAUCCUCGGAUACACUGAGGAUGAGGUAGUCUCAGGUGAUUUCAUUCACUGCCCUCUUUCAUCAAUCUUCGAUGCCAAGGCUGGUAUUGCUCUCAGCUCAAGAUUCGUUAAGGUUGUCUCCUGGUACGAUAACGAAUGGGGAUACUCCAACAGAAUGGUUGACCUUGCUAGACACAUGGCUAAGGUUGAUGGAAACCUCAAGUGA